UAAUUCCAAACCGAGAUGUUGUCUUCCUCAGGGUUGUGAUGAACAUAGCGAUGACCUAAAAUGGGUCAGCCCUAGUAGUCACCAGCAUCUAGGUUCUCCUGCGUCUCCUUCCCUGAUGACAAAGCAAUCCAAGCAUGAAGAGCAGGAAUGAUGACGUCACUGGUGGACAGUGGGCAAAAGUCGGAGCAAGACGAGUCUGAGCAGCUUAGAGCACUGGCCUAAGGAAUCCUACUGAACUCUCUCAUCCAUCACAAUGAGCAACAAAUUCCUAGGGACCUGGAAACUUGUCUCCAGCGAGCACUUUGAUGACUACAUGAAAGCUCUAGGUGUGGGGUUAGCCAACAGAAAACUGGGAAACUUGGCCAAGCCCAGUGUGGUCAUCAGUAAGAAGGGGGAUUAUAUCACCAUUAGAACUGAGAGUGCCUUUAAAAAUACAGAGAUCUCCUUCAAGUUGGGCCAGGAGUUUGACGAAACCACAGCUGACAACAGAAAAACCAAGACCAUUGUGACGCUGGAGAGAGGCUCCUUGAAGCAAGUGCAGAAGUGGGACGGUAAAGAGACAACAAUAAAGAGAAAGUUGCUGGAUGGGAAAAUGGUAGUGGAAUGUAUAAUGAAGGGCGUGGUCUGCACCAGAAUUUAUGAGAAGGUCUGAGAAAAAAAAAAAGGUUGGAUCAUCCAAAUGGUGUUUGCUAAUCUAAGACUGGAAAUCAUUCAGCAAGUCCUGAAUCCACUGCAGCUGGUUUGUCUGGCUUCUCCUGCACUUGUCAUAAUGUGUUCUAUAGUAAAGGUUUAAAUGAGGAUUAAUCUAAAAUAUGAAUUUAGACAUUUUCCAGUUUCAUGCAUGUCUUUACCAUGUGAAUCCCUCUGUAUUGACUAGACGAAAGACAUCCCAUAAAAAUCACUGUUGCAAAAUGACAGCCUAAGCUGUGCUCAUUCUGUUUUAAAUAAUGAUAAAAAGAAGUAGUCAAAUACUAAAACAAGGUGAGAGCUUUGUUCUGUGAAGUGAUAAAUGUCUCCGGGGGCCUGGAAAUCAUCAAGCAAACAAAGCAAGAAGAUGAGCUGCUCUAAAUUGGGGUGGGGGGGGGGAGUUCCUUGUUUCAGCCAACAGGAGCAGCCUUCAUUCCAUUUGGCCAAAGUUUUGUAAUGCACAAACAAUAAUAUGCACAGUUGUUAUAGCCACCGAGCGUGUUUGACAAGUGCAUGUUACUAUGUGUGUGCCCAUCCCAACUGAGGCAAACACAGUUCCUCCAUCUUAGAAGUCUUCCUCAUCUCCUUCCCCAGGUGAUGUCAACCCACCAGAAGCAAGGAUGGUUCUGAUUUGGCCCUAGACUAGCUUUGCUUAAAUAGCACCAGACCUCUUGGAUUCAUUUCUCUUUGCCUUUUAAACCCUAGCAUGAUGGUUUCCAGGUUUAUGCAGGUUAUUGUAUGUAGUGAUAAUCUGUUUCUUUUUAUCUCUGAGCAUUAUUCCAUUGUAUAACUGCAUCAUUAUAGCUUCACACCGGUCUUCUGAGAAAAUAGGGUUAUAAGCAGUGUUUGAAAAUGAUGAAUAAAGCUGCUACAUUCUUGUACAAGG
Messenger RNA from Mastomys coucha (southern multimammate mouse), 1573 nucleotides. RefSeq names its product myelin P2 protein. Bases 254 to 652 code for a protein of 132 amino acids. The record is from RefSeq and is a predicted model, not a curated record. Gene Ontology annotation, cellular component: nucleus; cytosol. Gene Ontology annotation, molecular function: fatty acid binding. NCBI's taxonomy places the organism in Eukaryota, Metazoa, Chordata, Mammalia, Rodentia, Muridae. The transcript has 5 exons. Gene Ontology annotation, biological process: fatty acid transport.